Messenger RNA from Hypoxylon fragiforme, 1510 nucleotides. Its product is annotated as ornithine carbamoyltransferase precursor-like protein. Gene Ontology annotation, cellular component: mitochondrion. Gene Ontology annotation, molecular function: ornithine carbamoyltransferase activity; amino acid binding. The transcript is spliced from 3 exons. The record is from RefSeq and is a predicted model, not a curated record. Lineage: Eukaryota; Fungi; Ascomycota; Sordariomycetes; Xylariales; Hypoxylaceae. Gene Ontology annotation, biological process: L-citrulline biosynthetic process. Bases 150 to 1217 code for a protein of 355 amino acids.
GUCACAGCCAAAUUCAUGUAGGUUAGUUAUUUAGUUAACUGGUUGGAGUUGUCGAUAACAAUGAUAGGUAUUGUACAUACAUCGAAUAUCAAAUAGCAAAAAGCAAAAAGCAAAACUCUUCAAAUAUUCCAUUGCAUGUAUUAACCUUCAUGAAGAUGAGGUCACCAGCUCUACGACUCGCCAAGAGCUCACUUGGAGGUGCUCAGGCAAGAUGCUACUCAACUACCCCCAAGCCAAUUCGACAUCUCAUGUCUAUGAGUGAUCUCACACCUGCUGAAUUAUCAAAGCUGGUGCUAAAUGCUGCGGCCCAUAAGAAGGCCGUCAAAUCUGGAGGUGUUCCGAAGAGCCUGAACAGUACCUUAACUGGCCAGUCCGUGGCCAUGAUGUUCAAUAAAUUGAGUACUCGUACCCGAGUCUCAACGGAGGCUGCUGUGGCUAUGAUGGGAGGGCACCCUAUGUUCCUUGGAAAGAACGAUAUCCAAUUAGGAGUGAAUGAGUCAUUGCUAGAUACCUCCAAGGUGAUCUCAUCUAUGACCUCCUGCAUGGUAGCUCGGGUCGGGCCUCACAGUGACGUGGUUGGUUUGGCGAAAGACUCAAGCGUCCCUGUCAUCAAUGCGCUGUCCAACGACUUUCACCCGCUUCAAAUAAUCGCAGACUUCCUUACGAUUCACGAGACGACUAAAGCUUCUCCUGCAGACAACCUCAUCGUUCCAAAAGGAUUGAAGGUAGCCUGGGUUGGAGAUGCGAACAACGUUCUGUUCGACUUCGCUAUCGCAUGUAUAAAGCUCGGCGUUGAGAUCUCAGUCGCCACACCCCGCGGCUAUGAGAUCCCAAAGAAUAUGGCAGAUCUGAUUACCAGCCAAGCCAAAUCCACCCAAACACCCGGGGUCCUGAACCAGACCUACGUCCCCGAGGAGGCCGUCAAGGAUGCCGAUAUAAUCGUGACCGACACCUGGAUUUCCAUGGGCCAGGAGGAGGAGGCGCAGAAGCGACUCAAGGACUUCGCUGGCUUCCAGGUCACCAAUGAGCUAGCAAAGAGGGGUGGUGCAAAGGCAGACUGGAAAUUCAUGCACUGCUUACCUCGCCAUCCCGAGGAAGUUGAAGAUGGCGUCUUCUACUCUCCGCGGUCACUUGUAUUUCCCGAAGCAGAAAACAGAUUAUGGGCUGCUGUCGCGGCUCUCGAGGGGUUUGUCGUCAACAAGGGGAACAUAGUCUAGACUACAAAUGAAACUUCCGUGGAGAGUAUAGGCCUUGUAAUUUACGUAUAUUAAACGUAGACGUUGAAUGUGGUAUUGGAAAAUUGGCUGGCAGUUUUAGAGGUGCCAAUUAUAGGUGCCCUCAAGAACUGGAAAAGGAGAAGCUCAGAUCCAUCCUUUGAGGGAAAAGUGAUUUCAAUACUGGCUCAAAAAGGGGGGCGUAAUAAAAUGUGACAAAAAAUUGUGAAUUCACUCUCAUAUUUGCAUUAAGUAAUUCACACUAUGCAAUUCUCGUGUAUAGAGAAACAAUGCCU